Molecule: messenger RNA, 1176 nt
Organism: Dictyostelium purpureum
Lineage: Eukaryota; Evosea; Eumycetozoa; Dictyosteliales; Dictyosteliaceae
Exons: 1
Coding region: 1-1176 (391 amino acids)
Source: RefSeq, a predicted model, not a curated record
AUGAGUAAUAAAAACAAUAAAAGUAAAAAAAGCAAUAAUAAAGGUGGAGAUGUUGAUGAUAUUUUAAACUUUAUUAAUAAUUCAUCAGCACCAGCUCCAACAUCAAUAUCAAUCAAUAAACAACCAAUAGAUAAUUCGAAAAAUGAAAAAUCAUUAUUUGAUGAAAAAAUCAAAAUUUUAAAUAGAUUAUUUGAAGAAAAUAACAUAACAGUAGCUAAACCAACAGCAACUACAACAAAGGGAAAAUUUACACCAAAACCAGUCCAAUCUAAAAAACCAGCACCUGUUUUACAUGAAUCAUCAGAUAUUACAUUUUUUAAUAAUGCCAAAAAUUAUCUUCAAAUAAUUAAAGAAAAAGAAUUACCAUUAGAAACUUUGUUAAAAUUAAAUAAAACAUCACUCAAAGAAAUUAAUAAACCAUCAACUAAAACAACUACAGCUAAUAAUAACAAUAGUGGUACCAAAGAUAAUAACUAUGGCUAUAUUGACCCAAAGAAAAUUAAAGUUAUAACAGAUGAAGAAGCUAUUCAAUUAUUCAAAUUAUUUAGCAAAACAAAGAAUGAAGUUGGAAGAAUAUUUAUAGCAUAUCAAUUCUUUAUUUUCAUCCAAAACAAAAGAGAUUUUGAUAAAAAUGAAUACAGCAGUUUUAUUAGUAAAGUCAUUUUAGAUGAAUCACCAUUAGUAAACUAUUUGGGCAAAAAGAUAAUGAAAAAGGAAGAGGGUGGCAAAACUAACGAGCUUUCAGAGUGCAAUAGUUUAGUUUUAAAUCAAGUUUACUCAAGUAUAGAUAAAUUACAAAUCAUUAAAUCCUUACCAGAAUCCUCACCAACAGUUCAGUUUUUCAAAGAGAAUAUAAAAACACUUUUAAAUUUAACUGUAAAUCCAAAAGACUCAAGUAAUGGUAUGAACCUAUUAGCCAGUGUCUUGUUUUAUCAAAAGAUAUUCGAAAAUAGUCCUCCAACAAGUUCAGCUCAAUUGUUUUUCUUAGAUUUUUAUUAUAGUCAAUUAAAGAUUGGUCUUACUUUAAGUACUUAUUAUUGCGAUGUAGUAGAUAAAAAGAUUGAGGAUUUGGCUAAAUUUAAUCAUCUCAAUGAAGACCAAGGUAACCCUGGCACAACAUCAGAAGCAUCAACAACAAAUAACACCGAAACCAUUAUUACUGCCCAACCAAAUUAA